Messenger RNA from Cornus florida, 905 nucleotides. RefSeq names its product 18.2 kDa class I heat shock protein-like. The transcript has a single exon. NCBI's taxonomy places the organism in Eukaryota, Viridiplantae, Streptophyta, Magnoliopsida, Cornales, Cornaceae. The coding region runs from base 244 to 714 and encodes 156 amino acids. Gene Ontology annotation, biological process: response to salt stress; protein complex oligomerization; response to heat. The record is from RefSeq and is a predicted model, not a curated record.
GCUUACGGAAGAGGGCAAUCAAAUUAAUGAUGUGAAAGGCAUUAUGAGAGAUGGGGCAUGAAGCUACCAGAACACACACUCUCUCUCUCUCUCUCAUCUCUUCAACCAGAACCCACUCUUCUGAUGACUAUAAAUAAGGUAUUCAUGUCCCUUCAAGUUCAUCAUCCAAUACUUGAAAGCUCUCUUCCAAUCUUUUCGUGAAUUCUACUCUGCUGUUUGAUUUCAGUUUCAAAAUCCUCAAAAAUGUCGCUCGUUCCAAGCAUCUUUGGGGGCCUUCGAACCAAUGUAUUCGAUCCAUUCUCUUCUCUAGACAUUUGGGAUCCCUUCUUCACCUCCUCAGUCGCCAACAUUCCUGCUUCAGCACGCGAAACCUCUGCGUUUGCCAACACCAGAAUCGAUUGGAAAGAAACCCCGGAAGCUCAUAUUUUCAAAGCUGAUCUUCCGGGGUUGAAGAAAGAGGAAGUGAAGGUUGAGGUGGAGGAAGGAAGAAUUCUCCAGAUAAGUGGAGAGAGGAGCAAAGAGCAGGAGGAGAAGAAUGACAAAUGGCACCGCGUCGAGAGGAGCAGUGGCAAGUUCCUCAGGAGGUUCCGGUUGCCGGAGAGUGCAAAGAUGGAUCAGGUGAAAGCCAGCAUGGAGAAUGGUGUGCUCACUGUCACUGUGCCCAAGGAGGAAGUGAAGAAGCCUGAAGUCAAGGCUGUUGACAUCUCUGGCUAACUUUAAAAAAAUGCCUUCUCUUUAAACAAGUCAUCCACGAAUAAAUGUGAUUCCAAUAGUCUGUUUGUGUGUGAGAGAGUGUUGUGUGCUGUGUUUUGUUUCUCAGUUUCAGUUUGGUGACAUGAAAAACCUUUGUUGUUGUGUCACUUGUUAUCCAAUAAAUGAAUGCCUAGUGUAUUUUGCUAUGAUAA